Molecule: messenger RNA, 1360 nt
Organism: Rattus norvegicus (Norway rat)
Lineage: Eukaryota; Metazoa; Chordata; Mammalia; Rodentia; Muridae
Gene: Ms4a15
Product: membrane spanning 4-domains A15
Cellular component (GO): membrane
Source: RefSeq, a predicted model, not a curated record
AUGUGGAAGCGCAGAGGCAGAGGGGAGUCAGCAGCCCGCACAGCAGCCGUGGCAAGCCGCCUUCGUCCCCCAGGCUCUCUGAACACGAUGUCUGCACCUCCUGCCAGCAAUGGUGUGUUCGUUGUCAUCCCGCCCAGCAACGCUAGCGGCCUUCGCCCGCCUCCAGCCAUCCUGCCCACCUCCAUGUGUCAGCCUCCUGGGAUCAUGCAGUUCGAAGAGUCACCGCUAGGGGCGCAGGCGCCCAGGGCCACUCAGCCACCUGAUCUUAGACCAAUGGAGACGUUCUUGACAGGAGAACCCAAAGCUUUAGGGACGGUGCAGAUCCUGAUCGGCCUCAUCCACCUUGGCUUUGGCAGCGUCCUGCUUAUGGUUCGACGAGGCCACCUGGGGAUGCUCUUCAUCGAAGGUGGCGUUCCCUUCUGGGGAGGAGCUUGUUUUAUCAUCUCUGGGUCCCUGUCUGUAGCAGCUGAGAGGAACCACACCAGUUGCCUGGUGAGGAGCAGUCUGGGAACCAACAUCCUCAGUGCCAUGGCAGCCUUCGCAGGGACGGCCAUUCUUCUCAUGGACUUUGGUGUCACUAACUGGGAUGUGGGCAGAGGCUACCUUGCCGUGUUGACCAUCUUCACCAUCCUGGAGUUCUUCAUUGCUGUCAUUGCCACUCACUUUGGGUGCCAAGCCACCCGUGCCCAAACUAACGCAUCUGUGAUUUUCCUACCGAAUGCCUUUGGCACGGAUUUCAGCAUCCCCAGCCCAGCAGUCUCUCCGCCGCCUGCCUAUGACAACGUGGCAUAUAUGCCCAAGGAGUCAUCAGAGUAGGAGAUUGCAACUUCUGCAGGUUGGAGUCCAGGCUUCCCACUCUACCCAGCGUCUCUCUACUCUCACCUUGUCUGAUCUGAGGCAGAGGUUCCCCAGCGAGGCUCACCAAGCCACGUGCACUGUGUCACUGAGUGAAGUAUUCCAUCCGUUUCCCAUUUCCUCCAGUAGUGUCUUUCCAAAAAAGACAUAAAGCUGGUGUCCAGGGUAGUGUCCUUAAGCAGCACCACCCCACCCCUGGCCCUGUCACCUGGUAUAGACAUCCUGUUUGCUCCGCUGCAGUCCUCUGCUCAUCAUGGGAAACCUUGGCUUCACAGAGGUUUCACGGGUUUGCCUUCAAGAUCAUUAAGCACAGAGAACUCAGAAUGUUCCAGAAUGGACUGGCAUGUCAGAGGCACAGAGCUCGGGCCCUACCGCACAGCAAGGCCUGACCGCCAGGCUCCCAAGUGGCUCUGUCCUUUGUCAUCUGCUGUUACAUCUUUGGGUUUUCAUUUUCCUGAAACUAAAGUGUUAAACUACAUGACAUAAAACUAAUCCAGAACCUCUU